GGUAUCUCUUCGAUUUGUCCAUAAUAAUAAAGGGCACUCGUCUCCGAUAAGGAUUUUGAUGCGUAAAAUUGACUGGUGGUUUACACGUGUAUAUUCGACUGACACUGUUUUCAUGCAGCAAUGGUCCUAACCAUUAACAGAGCGUGUUUUGAUGAGCGUGACAACAGAAUACUUAUUACUGAUGUCUGUACAUCCGACAGAAGAAGAAGAUCAGAAGAGUGAGUGUGUUUAUUAUACCGUAGGCCCGUAACCCUUCUUAUUUCGAUGUAAACACAGUCGUGCCGUUCUCAGCUACGCAGAACUUUGAGCGUCUUAUUUUAUGGAUUGACUGAGAAAUCCAGAGUGAUUUGCCACAGGCCCAGUCGGUCGGGACAAGCAGCAACAUGGUGGAAGUUGGAACGUCCAACGUUUGUGCUGAUGAGGAGGAGGAGGAAGAAUCGCUCACGGUGCUGACGGAGGCGAGGCAUUUAGAGGUCAUUUCUGCCCCCAACACGCCCGCCCAUUCGUGGAGGCUCAAGGAAAGGAUGAAAACAGUGAGUGUGGCUUUGGUUCUGUGCCUCAACAUCCCUGUGGAUCCACCUGACAUUGUGAAGAUUCAGCCUUGUGCACGCCUGGAAGCAUGGACAGAUCCCUUGUCCAUGCCCCCUUCAAAGGCAAUUGAAGCUAUAGGGAAUAGCUUACAGAAGGCUUAUGAGAGAUGGCAACCAAGAGCUCGUUACAAGCAAUCUUUGGACCCAACUGUUGAAGAAGUGAAGAAACUGUGCAUGUCUUUGCGACGAAAUGCAAAAGAGGAAAGGGUACUAUUUCAUUAUAAUGGCCAUGGAGUUCCUAAACCUACAGCUAAUGGUGAAAUUUGGGUAUUCAACAAAAGUUUCACUCAGUACAUCCCUUUGUCCAUAUAUGAACUGCAGGCGUGGAUGGGUGCACCAUCUAUUUAUGUUUAUGAUUGUUCAAAUGCAGCUAUUAUCAUAAAUUUGUUUGAGCAGUUUGCUGUACAACAUGAAGAAGAGAUGAAACUUAAAGGUAGCAGUGGAAGCAGUAGUCCAGUACCACCCACCUUUAGGCAGUGUAUUCAGCUUGGAGCUUGUGGGGCAAAGGAAGUUCUUCCAAUGAAUCCUGAUUUACCUGCAGAUGUUUUCACAGCUUGUUUGACUACACCAAUCAAUAUGGCUGUCAGAUGGUAUCUUCUCCAAAAUAAAGGGAAGCUUCUAAAUGGUCUUAGUUUGGAUAUAGUUGACAAGAUUCCUGGCCAGUUGAAUGACCGGAGGACUAUGCUUGGUGAGCUGAACUGGAUCUUUACUGCAAUCACAGAUACAAUAGCAUGGAAUACUCUUCCAAGAGAUCUCUUUCAGAAGUUGUUUCGACAAGAUCUAUUAGUUGCUAGUCUCUUCCGCAACUUUUUGUUAGCACAGCGUAUCAUGAGGUCUUACGACUGCACUCCUGUAUCAUCUCCAGAAUUACCUCAGACUCAUCAGCACCCAAUGUGGGAUGCAUGGGAUCUUGCUCUUGAAUUAUGUCUAAGUCAGCUGCCAACUGCCCUUCGAUCAGAAGACCUUUACUCCCAUGUACAUUCUCCGUUUUUUGAAGAACAGUUAACAGCCUUCCAAGUGUGGCUGAAUCUAGGUCAUGAGCAAAGACAUCCUCCAGAGCAGCUUCCAAUAGUACUUCAGGUCCUUCUGAGUCAAGUUCACCGUCCACGAGCUUUGGAGUUGUUGGGAAGCUUUCUAGCAUUAGGUCCAUGGGCUGUUAAUUUAGUAUUAUCUGUUGGAAUAUUUCCUUAUGUACUGCGUUUAUUGCAGUCUUCUGCCCGUGAACUUCGCCCAUUGUUAGUCUUUCUAUGGGCCAAAAUACUAGCGGUUGAUCCAGGUUGCAAAGCAGAUCUUGUUCGUGAGAAUGGUUAUAAAUAUUUUCUUCAGGUUUUGGGUGAUACUUCUAUGCCAGCUGAGCACCGUACAAUGGCAGCAUUUGUUUUAGGUGUCAUUGUUUGGGAAUAUCCAGAAGGUCAGCGAGUAACUUUACAGGGUUCUUUAAUGCCACUUUGCCUAGAACAGGUGACUGACUCUCAUGCACCACUCAGACAGUGGGCCACUAUCUGUCUGGGUCGUACAUGGCAUCACCAUCCUGAUGCAAGAUGGGCAGCUACUAGGGAUAAUGCCCAUGAAAAACUCUACAGUCUUUUAACAGAUCAUGUACCUGAGGUGCGAGCAGCUGCAGUUUUUUCCCUUGGUACUUUCAUAAGCAGCUUAGCUAACGGUGAGAGAACAGAUCACGCCCGUGCCAUAGAUCACACAAUAGCUAUAAUGUUAGCAAACACUGUAUCCUAUGAUGGUUCUCCACUUGUUAGAGAGGAGCUGGUUGUUGCGCUGCAGCUACUUAUUUUGAUGUACGAAAGUUCAUUUGUAACAGUUGCUCGACAAUAUUUUCAAAAUGAGAAUGCGGAUGUGUCUCCAGUAUCUCUUGCAUCUUCGACUGACAGUAUAAUGUCACCAUCAGGGAGCAUGAGGAAUGUCCUGGGACGAUCAAAUUCAAAACAAGUUACCUCUCCUGGGCAGGCUUUAGGAUCUAGCCCAGAUAUGUCAAUAUUGGAAUUUGGUCAUAUGUCACCACUGGGUGUGAGGAGAACAGCAUCGACGCAUUCAAUAUCUAAUUUAGGUGUGAGUAAUGCUUUCUCUGGAGUUAGCAGUCUGUCAUACAGUGGAAUGUAUUCAAAGUUGUGGCUGACUCUCUUGUCACUUGAACACGAUCCUUUCCCAGGUGUUUCAAGUUUAGCCAAAGUUGUUGUGGAAUACGUUAGAAAUAAGGCUAUGACAGGGUCAAGAGAGAUUCUAGAACCAAAGGUUGAAUCAGCUCCUGGAACACCCAUAAAUAAGCCAGUCUUUUUGGCUGGAGAGUCACCUCCAUCAACUAUUGACACAGGAACACCACGGUCUAGAUCAAGAAUUCAUUUGAGCAACCACACUGAAGAAGGAGAGGAGGGUUUCAUGAAACCUAUGGUUUCAACUGAAUUUGUUGAAUGGAGUGCAAAGAUUUUCAUCCUUCCACAUCAAAAAUCAACAGAAGAACUUAAUUCCCCAUCUUCACCUCUUCAUGCUUUCUCAGAAAGGUCUGUCAAUUCUCGACUUCUUGCAGAGUCUGAAGAAAGAAGAAGUGUAGGAACCAACAAAUUGGAUGAUCAAGUUUUUAUACAUCGCAAUCCUUCUCCACCUGCAGUUUUACUGUUCCAUCCCACUGAUCCUCUUUUAACAGUAGCUGAUAAGAGUUAUGUUACAAUUUGGGAUGUUGAACGCAACAACCGUGUGAGUCAUUGGUGCAACGGUAAUGCUGGAUCUAGUUGUAUAUCCUCCCUUGCUGUUGUAAAUCCAGGAACUCUGUCUACAUAUGUUGCCACAGGAUGUGAUGAUGGCAGUAUUAGGAUCUGGAAGGAUGCUUACCACAAUUCUCAUCUUGCUGCACAGGAACCACCUUCUCUCAUCACAGCUUUCCAGGCAACUAAUGAUAUGAAUCCAGCAACUAGAGGUGCUGGAUUGCUUUUGAGUUGGGAACAAGAUACAAAGACCCUUGUUGUGGGGGGAGAUUCACGUACAAUUAGAUUAUGGGAUCUUCAGGCUGAACGCCGGACUAUGGAGCUACCCACAGGAGGAGAGUCAAAAACUAUUGUCACUGCUAUACAUUCUCACCAAGCAGGGCCUUGGAUAGUAGCUGGUUUCUCAGAUGGUUAUAUUCGUGUCUUAGACCGCCGCCACCCUAGUAAUCGUUCUGUGGUACGACAGUGGAGGGAGCACACUUCGUGGGUCAUUAGUGCUCAUUUAUUAAAUGCGUCUCAAGCCACAACAAAAAUUAUAACAGGAGUAGUGUCAGGAGAAGUCAGACUUUGGGACAUGCGUCAAGCAAAUUCUGUCCAAGUAUGUGCACCCAACCAAGAAAUGACUGCAAUGGCAACACAUGCAAAUGCUCACCUCUUUGCUACGGGAUCAGUUAACCAAGUGAUUGCAGUUCACCAUGCAAGUGGCUCAUCAGUUAAUGUGAUCAAGUACCAUGAUGGUUUUAUGGGCACUCGUAUAGGACCUGUAUCAUGUUUGGCGUUCCAUCCGCGAAGAGUUUUGCUCGCAGCUGGCACCACUGAUAGUUAUAUAUCAGUGUAUGGCCUUUCUAGGAGAUAGUAAAAGUAAUUUUUAGGUCACAUUCUUUGAUUGUUAGUAGAAUGAUUAGUUGUUUAUAUUUUUAUGUGGGAUACAAUAACAGUUACUAUAGAGUGGUGAGAAUUUAUACCCGCUUCAAAAAAAGAAGAAAAUUUCAUGAGCACAUUGUGCUCAUAUUUAGUGUAGGUCCGAUUAAUGAUUACUAAGAAUAUAGUAAUCUCAGUGAGUCAUGUAUAUUGAGUAUGCUGUGUUAAUUGUAAUAUGGAAUUAAUAUUCAUAUAUUUGGCAGAAAACUGUGGAAUUUAACAAUUCCUUGUUCUGUAUUUAAUAAGAAAAUGUCUUAUUAGGUCUGUAUUGAAUAACUUCCAGAUAAUUUUGUUGGGCUGUAAAGUUGAGUCUUGGUACAAUUGUAGCGCUGCUGUUUUAUCUGGUCUCAGAGAAUAAAAUUAAGUAAUAGAUUCAUUUGAGUUAGAAACAGUGAGAAAUUGCAAAAGACAAUAUGUAUUGAUUGAAAUAUAAUGAAUUACUAACCUUUUUAACAUGUAAGUAAAGCAUGACGAUGAAGAUUUUGUUUUGAAUCAAAUGAAAUAUAUAAUUUCAAAUAUGAAUCAAAACCACUUCAUAUAUGUUAGUUUGUGCAAUAUUGAAAAAUCAGUAUUGGAAUAUAUGCCUAGGUUUACUUAAGGCUAGUAAAUCCAGUGUCAUGAAGCAGUCUACUAUUUUUCUUUAUAUUUCACUAUUCUUAAAAAUAUUCACAUAGUGUAUUUGGUUUUAAAUUUCGCCUUUUUUUCUUGAAGCUUUCUUGACAAAAAGUGUAAGUGGCCUUUAUAUACUAAUUCAGCUGUAGAUAUUGUACAGUAUACUAUGAUUGCCUAUCUUUUUUUUUCAACCUGCCAUCCAUCUCCAUUGCUUUUUUUCCUUUGCUCUUCAGUAGUUCUUAUCAUUGUCUUCCUAGUUUGCUAUACAACUUCAAGAUUUUCCACCUUUGCCACAAUCCUCAAAAUUAGUGUAUCUAUCUGGUGGUUUAGUUAAUUUACUAUAUAAAGUAUUGUACUAGCUGGGUCUUUUGACUUCCAUUUUUUCCAUAACUCUUCUAUAUAUAUUUUGAUGUCCAAGGGGACAUAGUUGUACUCCUUUUAAUUUGUUCACUGUGCAAUGUUUUGGUAACUUAAGGUUAUCAAAUAUAAUAAGCUCUGCCAAACUUGAUAUGAAGAACAGUUAUAUUUCUCUUGUUAAUGAUGGCAAGUUACAUCUACAUAACAUCAUUCAGUCAAGGUAUCCUUCUUUAUUUGAUUGUCUGGUGGGGAUCAAUAUUUAAAUUAUGCAAUAAGGGAAAUGAGUUUUUCCUUGCGGUCACUUCAGCAUCACAAAUUCAUUUGACAUAUGUAUGAGCUACAGUAGCUUCUUUGCAAGUAUGAGUAACAGUUGAUUUGUACAUUAACCUGUAGAAUAGUCUUUCACAAACAAAAUUUAGUGCAAUAUGUUAUUGUUUUGCAAAAUAAUAUUGUGAACAUUGUAUGAAUUUCAGCUUAAUUGAAUAAUUGGAAUUUAAAUUUUAUAAAUUUUUUUAUAUAAAGAAAAAGUCCUAAGCAGAGCCUAUUCUAUUUGUUUAAUUGUCAGUAGUGAUUCUUAAGUUAAUAUGAUUGAAUCUUUAGAAUUGUUUGCAAAUUUUGAGUACUGAUGUUAUAUUUAGUUUUAAAUUGUAUUUUUCUUGAUUUUCUUCUAAAUAUUUGAUAUUUACAUGUUUUGAUGUCUUAAUUCUUUCCCUUCUCUUGAGUAAUAUGAAGAUAUCUGCUGUAUCGAAUUCUAUUCUUGUAUAUUCAUCUUGCUGUUAUGCAAUUACAGAUAAAAAGCUUCAGACACCAUAGGAAAUGUGAACCAUUUUGAGAGGAAAUAAUUGAUAAGAAGUAUAAAUGGGUCUUUUGUGUUAAUUACUGUGAACGUACAUGUAUGACAAAACUAACAAAAGUGGUUAUGAGCAAAAUAUUUUUCAGUGCCAUAGUGAUAAAAAUAGCGUGACACCUUAUUUUAUGAUAAAAAUGAUACCAUAUUACCAUAUUUUUUAGCAUCGAUUAUCAAAGUCUCUGAAAUUAGAGGCAUUGCAAAUUAUUUGUUCUCUUUUUGCAAACCGUUGAUGUAAGCUGUUAAGCUGUAACAUAUGAACAGAUUCCAUUUUGGGGAAGUUUAUUCUAUGAGAGGGAUUGGCCCUCUUGACAAUAAGAAUUGUUGCCUUUUGACAUGCGGUGAAAAAAUGUGUACCUGCUUGUAAAUACUGCCACUGUGCUUAACUGAUACUCAUUUGAUGUAAAGAGAAGAAUUCAAGAUUUUAUGUUACUUCUGAGGCCUUUGUAAAACCAGAGUGGGGCCAGAAAUGAAGUGGACAGUAACUGCCUUAGGAUUCGUAUCGGUCCUUUAUCAAGUGGAUGCAGAAUUAGUAAUUUAAAUGAUGCAUUUUCUCUGUUUUUAUCUCAUAUUGAGAAAUUUGUUUUUGAAAACAAGUGGUUGUUUUCAAAUCUCAGGGAAAGGCAUGAUUUUUCAAAAGAUUUUUCAAUAUUAGCAUUAAGCUUUCAGUCAGAUUGACUGAGAACUUUCACAACUUGUGGAAUUUUUAAAAUAAGUUUUGAUUUUAAUUGGGAGCUCUAAAUUGAAUUUUGACAGGAAGGGGUUACUGUACUUUUGUAUUCCAAUGACACCAUGUUGUAACAAGGGUGUUAUACAGAUAGCCAUUUUAUAUAAGUGUACUUUAAACCUUGUGCAAAUAAGUGUAGGAAUGUUUAUUCUGAUGACAAAAAUCUGGAGACUUUGAGGUAAUAAGUGCAACAGGUAAUCCUGUAUAGAAGAGUAAAUUAUUUUUUCUUGGUAGUACUUACAUGUGUUGACUUUAAAUUCUAGUGUUUUGAAGAAAAUCUUAAGAUAGAACUUUCAUGCAGCACACACACUUCUAUUUAGGUAAUUCCUUGUAGUAGUUGUUUCCUUUUUAAGAUUACCCUGACCAUGACCAGACUACUUUAUUCAUGAGUUAACUUUAGAAAAGAUCUCUUGAAUUUGUCUAAAAGUUCCCUGGUGCACUGCAAGUGAUUACAAACCCACUUACCUUUAAUUAAGCCUUAAUACCUGAUUAGGUUGAUAAACCAAAAGGUGAAUAGCUGUUGAAGAAGAGCACAAAUAGAAAGUUUUCCCUUGAUUUUAGAUACUUGGUGUAUCAGUUGCUGUCUGUAUUCUUUUGUCCUCCUUUUUUUUCUCCCAUUUUCUUAACUACAUAGUCAGAACUGUAGGUAAUCAUUAAUUGGUUCCUCUUGUGCUAAUUAAACGUUAAUAGUUGCACAAGUGUUCCAGGAAGAGUACAAUAUUGUACCUUCUUAUACACUUCCUCACCUUAUGAUUCAUAAUUUAAUUUUCCAUAGGUACAAGAUGGACAUGAAGAGAUUCCCAGUUUAGAAGUAAAAGUUGCAAACACCAAAGAUAUGGAAGGUCCAGUGUGGGUGAAAUGCUAACUAAGGCAGGAUCUCCUUGACAAAAAAUAACCAAAGGAUAAAGACCAAUGUGCGUAUCAAGCAGAAGUAUUUUCAAGCCAUGUAGUUAUGAGACAUUCCAGUUCAUGGUAUUCAUAACUUUAAUGAUGCCUACCUUUGCAUAUGUUUUCACCCAGACCCCAUAAUAAUCUGAGGUUUGUUUGAGAUGGCAUCAUGUUUCAGUGAUGGCCCUCUUUUUGUAUUCUCAUUCUUUGGUAAUUACCAGGUCAUGGCUGCAGUCAUAAUGCAAAGUUCAAGACGCUGUCUGUCUAAGCAGGUGUCUUUUAGACAUCAAAUCAUCAGUUUACUGUCAAAAGGUAUAACUUGAUGCUUUGUUAGUUUCUUUUGAACAUCAUAUCAUUAGUUAUUUUGAGUGUUCUCAUUUCAAAUCAUUAACAUGACUUGAACUUAUUUAAAAGUUCAUAAGAGAUAAUUCAAGUAAGCAUUCAUUUUCUUUAUAACAAUAAGUUCCUCUGCAGUAUCAUAUCUGACGAACUAAGGAAGCACCAGGACCCAGAGCUUAAGGUAUGGAUGAUUGAGGUUGUUUUUGAAUUAGAGAGGAAAGAGGUCAUGCUCACAUGCUCCCUCCUAUAGUCAGAACACAGAGGAUUGUUGAAAGUUCAUCUCUAAUCAGAAUGUUUGAAUGCAAUAAAUAUGUACUAUUGUAGACAAGCCCAUCAUCUUGACCUCCAACCCUCCCAGAAUCAACAGAUUUGAAGAAAUGCUUUUAUUGGAAGACCUUGAGGCAAACACCCUCUCUGAUUUCUCAUUUAUAAGGGUGGUGCUGAAUAAGGUUUUUAAAAAGAGAGAAAUAAGUGCAACCUUGCAUUGUUGUGUCAUUGACAGGAGUGCUUUGAUCACCUGACAUUUGUGACAAAUCUGCUUGGGAGAGUCCUGACUUUGUUCAGACUCAUUUGUUGAACCUUGACACAUGAACGUUAUCUUAUGAUCAGUAUGACGGGCAGUUUGCAGACAGAUACAUAAAGUUUCUCUUAAUGGGAGAAAGACUUCCCCAUUUCCAGUGUGUGUUAGGAACCGGACCUAAUAAAUUCUGAGAAUAAAGACCUGUAUGCAAUUAGACCAGCAUAAUGGGAAUUCAUUCUGUUUUUUUUUGAAGCCAUGUAAUGAAACGGAUGUUGUUACACUGAAGACUAUAUAUUCUCAAUUACUUUUCUCAUUGUAGAGUCGUUGCCUAUGGUGGUGAAGGUCUUAUAAAAUAUCCCUUCAGCCUCAGAGGCUUUAGUUUCUGUGAUUAAAAUUUUAUCCUCUCUUUUUGGUUUCUUCCCACAUGGCAGUUCAACUUCUGUAAAUAUUUUGUGCACUAAUGGUUACUUCUAAAUUAGGAGCAUGUAUUUUCAGGACAGCUGUCUGAAAGAUUGUUAAAGUACUUGCGAUAAUAUCCGUCAGUAAAACUAGUUGUUGUAGAUUAGCAGCAAUCAGUUAGCGAAUGGUGUCAUCUUAACCCCAUACCUCUCUAACUUUGAAAUUGUUGAUACUUAUCAGUUCAAACCGCCCUAGCAUCAAACAUUUCAAUAUGUAGUAGAAUUGUAGCGCCUCAGUGGAGUGGUCAGUUUGGUCUUGGCCUACCACCUCGGUGGCCACGAGUUCAAUUCUCUGGUUUUCCAUUGAGGAGUCAGAGAUGUGUAUUUUUGGUGAUGGAAGUUCACUCUCGACACAGUUCGGAAGUCACAUAAAGCCGUUGGUCCCGUUGCUGAAUAACCACUGGUUCCAUGCAACGUAAAAAAAGCACUAUACAUUAUGUAGAAUUGGUUUGUGGCAUUUGCAAGGUCUUGCAAUAAGAAAAAAGAAACAAGUUAAAGCCAUAGAUUUACAUAAUUAAAAAUACCAAAUUAACUUUAUAGUAAUUUGCAAUGGAACAAAGAUGUCAGCGAAAGAUUUCACUACCUAUAGCCUCCCUCCUGACUUGCUGUACAUCAUAGGCAUACAUUUAUUAAAGAAGGUAUGAUGUAGAUGAUCAUGUGAAGAACUUGAAAUUGUAGUUUCAUUGAUGCAAACUUACUACAUUUAACUUGCAGUGGCUUCUCAGUUGUUUAUCUUAUUCACAAACUGAUAAAUUUACAUCACUGGCUCAGUUGGAAUCAGAUCAAGAAUUGAGAGUUUAGCAGAUGAAAGAGGGUGAGGUCUUGCCAAAGAUUUUUUUUCUCUAUUUUGUAACUGCUCAUUUUCAACAGC
This is a messenger RNA of Macrobrachium nipponense, 9844 nucleotides long. RefSeq names its product regulatory-associated protein of mTOR-like (gene raptor). The coding region runs from base 384 to 4160 and encodes 1258 amino acids. The record is from RefSeq and is a predicted model, not a curated record. Gene Ontology annotation, cellular component: cytoplasm; TORC1 complex. Gene Ontology annotation, molecular function: protein binding; protein-macromolecule adaptor activity. NCBI's taxonomy places the organism in Eukaryota, Metazoa, Arthropoda, Malacostraca, Decapoda, Palaemonidae. The transcript has 24 exons. Gene Ontology annotation, biological process: TORC1 signaling; cellular response to starvation; regulation of autophagy.